CCGGGGCUCCGCGGGCCGAGGAGUGCUAGGUUGCGAGCACACCGAGAGCCGGGGUCGGACGGUCCGGGGAUGCCGCAGGGGGAGGGCGCUCACGGCGCGCAGGGCGGGGCCUCGGAGCCGGUGCCGCCGAGGGGCGGGGCUCCAGAAUCGGGGGCGGAACCACGGCUGCCGGGGGGCGGGGCCUGGGCGUUGGGGGAGGAGCUGGAGCCGGGGGAGGGCGGGGCCUCGAGUGCGGAGGCCGCGGGGGGCGGGCCCCGGGGGCGAGGGGCGGAGCUCCCGGCGCUGAGGGGCGGGGCUGCCGUUCGGGAAGCGGAGCCCAGUGCCGCCGGGGGCGGGGCUUCGGGCCCGGAACCACGCCCUCCGGAGGGCGGGGCCAAGGAGCCCGGCGCCGAGUCCGGCCCAGGUAGUGGCCCGGGGCGUCCUCGCGGGGGCGGCCUCCGUGGAGGGCGGGCCUGGGGCCGCGGGCGGCCUCGAACUCCCCCGGGGGAGGUGGUGUGGGUGGAGCGGGCGAAGCGGGCCCCGGAUACGGGGCCCAUCUGGGUGCCCCGGAGGCCCCCGAGAGCCCAGAGCUGGGGCGGUGCCCCGGGCGGAGGCGCAGGGUCGGCCUGGGGGCUACCCCCGGAGGACCGGGACUCCCCGGAACCACCCAGCGGCGACGUGUGGGUGCCCCGGGGCCGGCCCCCCGCAGAGGUGUGGGUGUGCUGGGCGGGGGGCAAUUGGGUGUGGCGCGAGUGGGGCCGCCCGGUGGAGGCGGCCUCGGUGCAGGCAGACAGAGUGUGGACGCUGCAGAAAGGGGCGGGCGGGAACUGA
Molecule: messenger RNA, 810 nt
Organism: Erinaceus europaeus (western European hedgehog)
Lineage: Eukaryota; Metazoa; Chordata; Mammalia; Eulipotyphla; Erinaceidae
Product: translation initiation factor IF-2
Exons: 1
Coding region: 70-810 (246 amino acids)
Source: RefSeq, a predicted model, not a curated record